GUAGGCUGCAGUAGGUAAUGGGAGAUGAAGCUUGCACAGGAUAGAGUAGCAUGGAGAGCUGCAUCAAACCAGUCUCAGGACUGAAGACCACAACAACAACUACUUUCAUUUUGAGUGUAAGCAAUGGAUGAGCUACAAGAUCUACGUACAAAAGAGAUUCCAGUUGCAGACUGCCUUCAGUGAAACCUCAACACAUGUCACACGAUUUAGUUCUGCCAGCAGCUGAGAGGCACCAUUGUGUUCACUGCCCUGCUUCUUGCUCUUGUGGAAAAUGUAAUGCACACAAAGAAGAUUGCUGUUGUGCAUUACCUGGUUGUGUAACACUGAGAAAUGGAACGGAACAAACAGGCUUUAAGCAUCCUCUUCAAGCCUACAGUGAAGAAAAGUGUAUGUAUAACCCACAGGACCCACUAUAUCGUAAUAAGCAUGCCAGGAAAGAGGAACUGUCAGUGAUAGGCUGUAAAGUUCGCGAAGUUUUGCCCAACGCAACAGAUGAGGACUGCAAAACUCGCUUCAUGUCACUGCAGUCGCACUUUUGUGGAGAGCUAAAAAAAAUUAGAGCCAGCGAGGAUAGUGGUGCAGGGGCAGAUCAUAAACUUCAUGAGCCUGCUGUGUGGUGGUUCAAUGCUUUGAAGUUUUUGAAGGACUACGUGACACCAAGGAAAACAGUGACAAAUGUCCCAAGCCGUAUGAUACCACAGCCUCUUUCAUCAAAUCCAUGUAGCACGACCAUUUUCAGUGACUCUUGUAAUACUGAGAUGACCACAGUUACUGAAGAGACCGUAGUAAAUGAGGGAUAUAUUGAAGAUGACAACAGCAAUUACUCCCAAGACAUAUUUACUGUGGAAUUGUCAGAGGGAAGUACGCCUGUAUCAAUACCAUCACCUUACGCUUCAGCCAGAAAGAGGCGUAGUAGGGACACUGAGGAUGAAUUAGCCACCUCAACAUUGUCAGUCUUAAGAGACAUUGAAGUUUCCAUUAAUGGCAGCAAUGAAGAUGACAAGUUUGGGCAGUAUGUUGCUGCUGAAUUGAAGAAAUUGAAAAAUCCAGCAGUUAGGCUGACGUGAAAUUGAAUGUCAUGAAAUGUAUCAUGGAUGGCAUACGUAAAAAAAUCUGUAACUGAUUUUAAAGUUAAGGCAUUGCAUUUCAUUGAUGAGUUAUUUUUAAAUAAAAGAUUGCCUUUUGUACAUUAUUACUGCUAAAAGUUGUACUUCUUAACAGCUUCCCACUGCCAUGAAGCAUAACCUGUUGUACUAAAGAACUCACAAAAUUUUUCGCGCACUUCCCUGGCACACAGUGAUGUGCGAUUUCCACUCUGCUGGGGUAUGCAAGAGAGAGAUUUUUCUCCUCGCCAGGAGCCAUUGUUAUGGUGCACAAGUCUGUGUUUUCUGUAUCAGCAGCUGUCAGAUAUGUGAUAUCUGCCUCUUCAAUCAAGUAGUUGUGCAGUAUGCAUAAAGUCUGAACAAUUAAUUCCACUUUCUCAACGGGUAGUCGAAUUGUACUGAGAAGAACUCUGAAGCGAUUGGCCAGAAUUCCGAAAGUGUUUUCCACUAUUCGCCUUCCUCUUGACAGUCUGUAGUUAAAAAUCUGUUUGGACUUCUGGUUCUGGCAGUCUCUAUAGGGU
Schistocerca americana (American grasshopper) is the source of this 1624-nucleotide messenger RNA. RefSeq lists its product as uncharacterized. The record is from RefSeq and is a predicted model, not a curated record. NCBI's taxonomy places the organism in Eukaryota, Metazoa, Arthropoda, Insecta, Orthoptera, Acrididae. The transcript has 7 exons. The coding region runs from base 195 to 1067 and encodes 290 amino acids.